Messenger RNA from Xenopus tropicalis (tropical clawed frog), 1433 nucleotides. RefSeq names its product interleukin 15 (gene il15). NCBI's taxonomy places the organism in Eukaryota, Metazoa, Chordata, Amphibia, Anura, Pipidae. Gene Ontology annotation, biological process: immune response. Gene Ontology annotation, cellular component: extracellular region. The record is from RefSeq and is a predicted model, not a curated record. Bases 368 to 847 code for a protein of 159 amino acids. The transcript is spliced from 7 exons. Gene Ontology annotation, molecular function: cytokine receptor binding.
UGAAUAAGACUCUCACCCUGCCGGUGAUAUACAGCAAGCUGCAGACUUCUGGGGAGGCGGCGAUAACACGCUGCAUGUAGGGCACAGUCUCCCAGUUCUGAAAAAGUCACAGCCUCAUGGGUUUGAUAAUUGUACUUGUAAAGCGAUCAUUGGAAACUCAGCAACCAACAUAACAGGAAGUGCAGAUAUUUUUCUUUUCAGUAUGGAUUGCACCCACGAUUGCACGACACAUACAGCAGCUCUGUCUCUGGGCUUCCAAAGUUCAGGAAGAAUGUCUGAGAAAAACAGCCAGGUUCUUCAGACAUGAACUCAUAGAAAGGGUUCCACCUUAUUAUUCAUCAUAUCCAAGGAUGUCAUAUGCAACUUCAUGGGUCAGCUCCUUAAAUUACCUUAUUUUUGGAUCCAAAUGAUAUAUCUGCUUCUGGCUUAUAAUUAUACAGUGUUGCAAAUGGUUACUACAUCGGAGGCAGUUCGUGUUAAGGCAAUUUUGGAUAAUAUUAACCACAUUAAGAAGAUAUUUGUGGAGUUUAAUCAUGCCAAUUAUGAGCCCUCAUCCCUAACUCUUUAUACAGCACAGGAGAAUGACAUCAGAGAUGCUUGCUAUAAUGUUAUCUUGCAUUGUUACUUUCUUGAGAUGCGCACUGUUGUAGAAGAGCUAACUAUUUUGAAAGCUGAAGAUACAGGAGAACUAAAGCUUUUACACUUACUGGAAAAUCUCAACAUCUCACCCACAGUCACGCAAUGGGGUGACUGUAAAAGAUGUGAAGAGUUUCAAGAAAAAGAUUUACCAGUCUUUAUAGAGGCAUUUAUAGAGUUUAUCCAAAUGAAAUACUCAGAUGGUCCUUAGAUGUUUCACUUAUAUGAUUGGGCUCUUUUAACAUAAGUAAGCUAAACCUAUACUCACAUAUGAAUGGGCAUACCCAACGUUUCCUUGGAAAACUGGAAUGUCUUACUAGACUGUAAGGCCUAAUGAGCAAAGAUUGGUCUUCCAUUUUUAACCAGUUUGCAUUCACAUUCCAUUGUUCGUAUUUUCAAGUUUUGCACAGCUCUAUGGGAAAUUCUUUGCACUUUACAAAUAAUAAUUGUUUUCCUAAAGCUGAACAAUUAAAAUGGAGAACCCACUGCAGAUAUUAAUAUGCUAUGCAGCACGGCAAGCAGGAGUUUGCCAGAAGACAAACCCGACUCAAACAGGAGAGGCGUAAUUGAUAAUGGAUAAUAUGGCACACAGUCCUUUUUCCAACAGCCUAUGUGACCAAUAUCCUCGGUCAUUGCUGUAAGGUAUAGAAAAUAAUUUGCUCUACCAACCAGGAAUACUGGCAUUGAUAAUUUGACUUUUAAAAGUUCCUUUUUCGUAUUGGUUGCAGUAAACAUAUUUUUCUAUUUUGAUUGUUUGAUAAAAAUACUACAAUUAAAUACUGAUAUUUUAUAAUCAA